Nannospalax galili (Upper Galilee mountains blind mole rat) is the source of this 3205-nucleotide messenger RNA. It is a transcript of the gene Sema4a, whose product is annotated as semaphorin 4A. Bases 229 to 2514 code for a protein of 761 amino acids. The transcript has 15 exons. The record is from RefSeq and is a predicted model, not a curated record. Gene Ontology annotation, molecular function: semaphorin receptor binding; chemorepellent activity. Gene Ontology annotation, biological process: negative chemotaxis; positive regulation of cell migration; neural crest cell migration. Lineage: Eukaryota; Metazoa; Chordata; Mammalia; Rodentia; Spalacidae.
AACUCGAGGUAGAAAUUCUGGUUUCCCUGGCCUAGAGCCGGCACUGGCUCUGGCAGGAUGGGUGCCUGGAGAGCUGUGCUCCCAUUCCAGCCAGGCUGAACCUUCUCUUCCCUGUCUCUGGGGCCUGGAUCCCCCCUCUCCUUUGACUUGGAUGCUUCAGGGUCUGAACACCGGGCUUCCCACUGUGACUGGUUCAAGGAGCCAUCUGGUGACACUCUCGGGCUGAGCAUGGCCCUUCCGUCCCUGGGCCAGGACCCUUGGAACCUCCUGGAUGUUUUUUUCUUCUCACUGCUCCUGCUGCUGUCUCUGCCACCAGCCACUGGGACUGGUGGGCAGGAGCCCAUGCCCAGGGUCAAGUAUCAUGCAGGAGAUGGGCACAGGGCCCUCAGCUUCUUCCACCAGAAAGGCCUUCAGGACUUUGACAUACUGCUUCUGAGUAGUGAUGGCAACACUCUCUAUGUGGGAGCUCGAGAGGCCAUCCUGGCUUUGAACAUCCAGAACCCAGGAACCCCAAGGCUGAGGAGCAUGAUACCCUGGCCAGCUAGUGAGAGAAAAAAGAGUGAAUGUGCCUUGAAGAAGAAGAGCAAUGAGACACAGUGCUUCAACUUCAUUCGUGUCCUGGUCUCCUUCAAUGCAACCCAUCUCUACGCCUGUGGGACCUUUGCCUUCAGCCCUGCUUGUACCUUCAUUGAACUCCGAGAUUCCUACCUGUUGCCCAUCUCAGAGGACAAAGUCAUGGAUGGGAAGGGCCAAAGCCCCUUUGACCCUGUUCACAAGCACACAGCUGUCUUGGUCGACGGGAUGCUCUAUUCUGGCACCAUGAACAACUUCCUGGGCAGUGAGCCCAUUCUGAUGAGAACGCUGGGAUCCCGGCCUGUCCUCAAGACUGACAUCUUCCUCCGCUGGCUGUACCAGGAUGCCUCGUUUGUGGCGGCCAUUCCCUCCACCCAGGUCGUCUACUUCUUCUUCGAGGAGACAGCCAGCGAGUUUGACUUCUUUGAGGAGCUGCGCACAUCCCGUGUGGCUCGAGUCUGCAAGAACGACGUGGGCGGUGAAAAGCUGCUGCAGAGGAAGUGGACCACCUUCCUGAAGGCCCAGCUGCUCUGCGCCCAGCCAGGGCAGCUGCCGUUCAACGUCAUCCGCCACGCGGUCCUGCUGCCCGCCGAUUCACCCUCUAUUCCCCGUGUCUACGCAGUCUUCACCUCCCAGUGGCAGGUGGGUGGGACCAGGAGUUCUGCAGUAUGUGCCUUUUCUCUCUCGGACAUCGAGCGUGUCUUUAAAGGGAAGUACAAGGAGUUGGACAAGGAAACUUCUCGCUGGACCACUUACAGGGGCCCUGAGACCCAUCCGAGGCCAGGCAGCUGCUCUGUGGGCCCCUCUUCUGAUAAAGCCUUGACCUUCAUGAAGGACCAUUUCCUGAUGGAUGAGCAAGUGGUGGGAACACCCCUGCUGGUGAAGUCUGCUGUGGAAUACACACGACUUGCAGUAGAAGCAGCCCAGGGCCUCGAUGGGAAUAGCCAUGUGGUCAUGUACCUAGGCACCUCCACAGGGUCCCUGCACAAGGCUGUGGUGGCUGAGAACCGCAGUGCUUAUCUGGUGGAGGAGAUCCAGUUGAGCCUUGACCCUGAACCUGUUCGAAACCUGCAGCUGGCCCCCACGCAGGGUGCAGUGUUUGUAGGCUUCUCUGGAGGCAUCUGGAAGGUUCCCCAAGCCAACUGCAGUGUCUAUGUGAGCUGUGUGGACUGUGUCCUUGCCAGGGACCCCCACUGUGCCUGGGACCCUGAGUCAAGAAUCUGCCGCCUUCUCUCAGGCCUGACCCAGAGCUCCUGGAAGCAGGAUAUGGAGCGAGGGAACCCAGAGUGGGCAUGUGCCCAUGGCCCCAUGGCCAGGAGCCCCCGGCGGCAGAGUCCCCCUCAACUCAUUAAAGAAGUCCAGGCAGUCCCCAACUCCAUCCUGGAGCUGCCCUGCCCCCGCCUGUCCACACUGGCCUCCUACCACUGGAGUCAUGGCAAAACCAUAGUCCCAGAUGCCUCUUCUACCAUCUAUAAUGGCUCACUCAUGCUGCUGCCAAGGGAUGGAGUUGGGGGCCUCUACCAGUGUGUGGCCACUGAGAAUGGCUAUUCAUACCCUGUGGUCUCCUACUGGGUGGACAGCCAGGACCAGCCCCUGGCUCUGGAUCCUGAACUGGCAGGCGUUCCUCGGGAGCGUGUGCAGGUCCCACUGACCAGGGUUGGUGGUGGAGCCUCCACGGCUGCUCAGCGGUCCUACUGGCCUCAUUUUCUCAUCGUCACUGUCCUUCUGGCCUUAGUGCUCUCGGGAGCACUCAUCUUCCUCCUGACUUCUCCUCUGGGAGCACUGCGGGCUCGGGGCAAGGUUCAGGGCUGUGGGGCCCUGCCCCCCAGGGAGAAGGCCCCAUUGAGCAGGGAGCAGCAUCUCCAGCCCCGCAAGGACCACAGGACCUCUGCCGGUGAUGUGGAUGCUGAUAACAACCAUCUGGGCACUGAGGUGGCUUAAACUCUGGGCACAGUUGGGGCUGUUGAGUAGGUACCUGGCCAUGUUGGCUGGGCCAGGCACGAUGGUACUGUGAUAGGGUGGGAGACACACAGGCCACCGUCCGGGGCAGGAGGUGUUCCUGCCACUGUGUACCACCUGCAGCAUCCAGUUGGGCCACAUACAGCAACCUGCCGCUUCUGUGGGACUCCCUUCUGCUAAGUUCAUGGGCUGUCCCCACACCUGCAGCUGUGCAGUGACAGGAGGGCCUGGAAAGGUUCCCUCAGUUCUUGUCAACCGUAAGGACCCUCCAAAGCACAUUGCUCCAGGAGACCCUGGCUAUCCAGGACCCUGUGGUGACAAACCCAGCAUCUGAGCAAGCUAAGUUCCUGAAACUCCAUUCUGGAAGCAGUUGCUAUUUUGAACACCAGCUCUCCUUUCUCCCAGGGGUCUCCAAGAUUCGUUGGGGAGCUGGCCCCUUGUGCUCCCCUUACCAACCAUGUACCACUGACUCUGGGAAGUCUUUUCUGAAAUUUGACCGCCUUUGUUUUUGCUUCUGUUUGGACAGAGUCUUUGCCCUGAAUGGCAGGCGGUAAUCUGAGCCUUGUUGACUCCUUUAGUGUGGCUGGCCCCUUGAAGUCUUCUUACCCCUUCCCUCUGUUUUGGGAUUCAGAAAACUUAAUUUUAUUUUUUAUUAAAAAGACAAAGCUUAUGA